Messenger RNA from Archocentrus centrarchus (flier cichlid), 1666 nucleotides. It is a transcript of the gene arl1, whose product is annotated as ADP-ribosylation factor-like 1. Gene Ontology annotation, molecular function: GTP binding; GTPase activity. The record is from RefSeq and is a predicted model, not a curated record. Bases 149 to 694 code for a protein of 181 amino acids. NCBI's taxonomy places the organism in Eukaryota, Metazoa, Chordata, Actinopteri, Cichliformes, Cichlidae. The transcript is spliced from 6 exons.
UUUCAGCGCUCUUUUUUUAUUUGUGACGAAUGUUGCUAACCGAAAUGCAAGCGACAGUUGAUGACGUUGUUCAGCGACACGUCAACCAUACGGAAGCAGGUCCACAUCCAGGCAGUCUGGCGUUUCACUGGUGAAAUUAGGGAGCAAAAUGGGCGGUUUCUUCUCUAGUCUCUUUUCUGGCCUGUUUGGCACCAGGGAGAUGAGGAUUUUGAUCCUGGGUUUGGACGGUGCAGGAAAAACUACUAUUCUGUACAGGCUGCAGGUUGGAGAGGUGGUGACCACAAUCCCCACAAUCGGCUUCAAUGUUGAGACAGUCACAUACAAGAACCUGAAGUUCCAGGUGUGGGAUCUGGGAGGACAGACGAGUAUCAGGCCCUACUGGCGGUGUUAUUACUCUAACACAGAUGCGGUCAUCUACGUCGUCGACAGCAGUGACCGUGACAGGAUGGGCAUCUCAAAGUCUGAACUGGUUGCUAUGUUGGAGGAGGAGGAGCUGAAGAAGGCGAUCCUUGUCGUGUUUGCGAACAAACAGGACAUGGACCAGGCCAUGACACCGACCGAGGUGGCUAACGCCCUCGGCCUCCCUGCCCUCAAAGACAGAAAAUGGCAGAUCUUUAAGACUUCAGCCACCAAGGGCACAGGCCUGGACGAGGCUAUGGAAUGGUUGGUGGAUUCCCUGAAGAGUCGGCAGUAAAAGGCUGGCACCUAUUCUGUACAUACCCCCGACCUUUUGACCCUUCUGUAUGAAGCCUUGUGAUGGACCGCUCCCCCUGUCCCCUUUUCUUUCGGACAAGUGAUUCCACUCCUACCCUCCCCUGUCAUCUUUCCUAAAUUACAACCAUCUGAAGCCUUUGGCCGAGUCCUCCCCAUGCCGAACGCCUUUGAAGCCUGGGACUGAAAAGCAGAGGCUGCAGUAACAUGUGGACUGGACACAAACACGUGAAGGUUUUGCUGAACUGUAAGACUGCAGUGAUGGAUGGGCAACAGUUUAAAUGUGGUGUCAACAUUUUCUUGUAUUUUGGAAACACAAAGUGACAGUUGAUACCUGUAACAUACAGAAAUAAAUGUUGCUAACUUUAUUAAUCCAUUUUUUUGAAGUCAUCCUGAAUUUAAAAGAUUCAGUCAGCUUCAGCUUUUUAAUCUUGAAGGAUGCUUUGCAACCAGAGAGCAGUUACCAUUUGAUGGGCACUACAGUGAAGAUCCACCAGGAGGCAGCGUUUGGCCAUAACAGUGCUGGUGAAUGUCCACCUCAGUACACAACGUUUAUAUUACACUGAACUGGCUUACAACAUUGAUUUUCCAUUCACUGUUGUCUGAUUCACUUCAUUAAAUUGCAGAAAAAUAAUUUUGACCCAGAAUGCUGAAGGAAAAAAGACGUUUCUGUGCAUCAGCUGUCCUCUAGCCAAGUGUUACUGCAGCCUGACCAUUUUUUGUACUAUAUAGCAGGCAGAUGGAAUGUCACUGAUUUCUAUUUUUUCCUUCUGUUGAUUUGUGUUUUAAAUAAUUUAGUGGUUAAAACUUUUUUUUUCCAUUUAAAAUCCUUGGGUGCAGCUUUGGCAUGUCUUUCAGCUACUGAACACUAACUGUAUGCUCGAAGUUUUAUGGUUGCAUAUUUAUAUCUGCUUGUACAGUGAAACUAAUUCUCAGUAAAGAUUGCUAUCAAGGA